Molecule: messenger RNA, 1795 nt
Organism: Eurytemora carolleeae
Lineage: Eukaryota; Metazoa; Arthropoda; Copepoda; Calanoida; Temoridae
Exons: 2
Coding region: 352-1032 (226 amino acids)
Source: RefSeq, a predicted model, not a curated record
CUACCCCCUGCCUGAAAUAAACCUCUGUAUAUAAAUGCAAGCAGUGUACACUUUACCCCCGUCCUGUGAAGUGUACCCCCUGUUUGAAAUAUAAGCAUUAUACCCCCUGCCUGACACAGAAGCAGUCUACCCCCUGCCUGAAAUAAACCUCUGUAUAUAAAUACAAGCAGUGUAUCGCUCUACCUCCCACCGGUAGGACUCAGUGAUGACGCAAUCCUCUAGAAUAUACUCUAGUGUGUACGCACUUUAAUACUCACACAUGCGUAAUUCAUUUCCGUAUUUCACAACCUUUAUUACUAAUACAGUGAAUAAUGAUAUAAUGUGUUUAGUUAAACACCGUUAGUCUUAAAUAUGCCUAUUAGAUCUCGACUUCAGAAUACAGGACUAAAGCUUAAAAUUCCUGUGCGGAAUUCAUCAAAUUUUAAUCCGUAUACAAGUACUAGACACUCGUCUUCACCAAAGGGACGAGAGGGAAGUGAUGGACGAGAUGGGAGCACUGGACGACCACGCUGGCCUUCGAACAGUCCGGCCAGGACUAAAACAGUCAAGUUUGACGCAUCAGUCGACAAUCGUCCAGUUUGGGAGAUGGAAACGGAAAAAUCACCAAAUUUUUCUGACGAUUUUCGCGCCAUUCCUAUCCAAAUAGUUCGAAACAAAACCACUGUGAAUAUCUUAGCUUGUGACAAUUCAAACAUAAAACCACCCUCCGGUGCGUCCCGACUUUUCAUCCCGUCCAGUCGUCCAAGCUGGACGACAAGGCCACGGACUACCGGACGAACCUGUGAAAGUGAACCAAGUUCACCAAUAUUUGAUCUCACCCCAUCUCCAGUUCUACUGAGAAGUCGAGGCUCGAAAGCUCGAUUAAAAUCUCGAAAUUUUGAGCGGAGGGACGAGGGAAGGAUUGAGGAUAAAGCUCUUCAUCUUCUGGACUGGUUCCAUAAACUUAGUCCUCAAAUACAAAACCAACAUAAAACCAAAUCUAGGUUUAAUUCUUCUUUCAAGGAAUUUAAAUUGACGUCACUUUCAAUCUAAAUCAUAAUCGCACCUGCAGUUCCUCUACUAGAAGGGGCGCGUCACCCCCCCCCUUUCUUUGAGCAACUUGACUGAUUUACAAUUAUGAGUUUGCACUCCUUUAAAGUUAAAUAAGUUCCACGGUCUAAAAAGUGAAAUCUCAUAACAAUACAAUACUAAAACGUGAUUGUUUUCUAUAUUAAAACAAGGAUUCUUGUCAAUUUCAAAAAGUAUUGGCGAUAGUUAGUUCCAAUUUAUUCUGAUGUGUUCGGUCAGCUUUGUUACAAGUUAUUUAACUGUGAUUGCCCAGGCCCGGUCCUCCUAGGAGUUUCUACCAAUCUUUACAAUAUAUAUUUCUUUUUAAGUCUUUCCUUAUACUAUGAAGUAAAAUUUAUCCAAACCCAACGUCUUCUCCCUAAUUCUAUUACACCUAGGAAAGCAAUGAUAUUUAGAUAACAAUUAAAACCUCGAUUUCUUACAAAUCAUGACAAGUAGAGAUGGACAUUUUGUUUUGAUCCAUUUUUAAACAUUAAAGAUUUAUUUUUUGAAUUGCUCCACAAGAUUCUGAAAUUUAUUUGCAAACAUCUUACUAUGACUAAAAAUAUGAACCAAAACAAUUUUUAAGCAACAGUUUUGAAAAAUCAUUCAAGUUUAUAUCUUGGGUAAAAGUAAAAAUAGUUGCAUGGUGUAUUGAAAGCAUAUUUUUAGAACAUUACAAUUUUGAAUUAUAAACAUUUCAAAUUUUUGCGGAGCCCUCUAAAAGUAAGAAAAAAAAAACCUUAAU